AUGGAUGGAUCCUCCUCCAGACCCCAAUGUGGGUUCUCCUCCUACUUAAACCCUGUAAUGGGUUCUUCUCCUACUUCAAAACCUGGUGUGGGUUCUUCAAGAUACAGUCUCGGAGUGCAAAUGUGCACCAAACGUGAAGUUGAACCAAUCUUCGGCUGCACAAUCACCCCUUCAGCUCGUUUGAUCAACCCUACAGUCUUCGGUGAACAACCCCCAGAGCACAAGUUCAAUUUCAAGUGGUACUGGAAGUGUGACUUGGAAGCACACAGAGACGAGAUCAGGUUCUGUGUCCACCAUGAUGUGGUGGCUACCAUCCAGUCUGCUGGUGAGACUUCCUCUGAUAAUCAACCAGCAGAUGAAGAGAAGACCUUGGCUGAGUAUAAUGAUAAUUCACUCGAUAAACAUCCAAAGCUUGAACUAGAUGGAAAAAUAUGGGUAGAGGAUUUGUGCCCAAGUGAUACCAUCGAGACAGUUCCUGUUCGGUAUGUGCCAGGUCAGAAACCUCGCUGCAUACUUGAGUGUCAGCAGAAAUCUGGGGACUCUCAUAUUCGCUCCAUACUCAAAGCACACUCUUCUGGCGGUGUAAAAAUUAGUGUGCUAUCAUAUAAUGUCCUUACUGAUAUAUACGCUCAUGAUGAUCAAUACUCUGACUUGCCAAAAUGGUCUUUAACUUGGGAAUAUUGUCCGCAGAAUUUACUAGAUGAGAUCAUUGAAUAUGAUGCAGACAUCCUCUGUCUUCAAGAGAUUUAUACAAGUCACGGGUAUUGCAUGGACGGUUGUGCUAUAUUUUACCACUGUGAUGUAUUCAAAGAAAUCGUGAAAUAUGAGCGUGAAUUUGAUAGCUCACUGAGAGUGAUUGGAGAAUUACAGCUGAUAGAAAGGGAAAGGAGAGAUGAAGCUUUUCAAAGGCGGAAGCAGCGCGAGGCUGAUAGCUCUUUACGGAGAGUUUUGGAAGCAUUGGAAGCAUUGCAACCUCAAGAGAGAGAUGAAGCUUUUCAAAGGCUGAAGAAGGCCAAUGUUGCACAUGUUGUUACAUUAGAAAAACUGGAAAGUAAGGGCACUUGCAAGGGCAUUCAACCUAGAAUUUGUGUGGCAAAUACGCACAUAUAUUCAGAUCCAUGGUCCCCAGAUGUCAAGUUGUUUCAGGUUGUGGACCUGAUUACUGGACUGGACAAAAUGGCCAAGACGGAAAUUCCUAUGUUGGUUUGUGGAGAUUUCAACUCUGUUCCUCUGAGUGCGCCUCAUCAGUUCAUAACUACUCGCAAACUUGGCAAUCUUCCCGAUACUGAUCAACAUAGCAUAUGUCUGCAUCUAAAGCCUGACCAUUCAUUGCCUCUGAAAAGUGCAUAUGCAUCUUCUUAUAACUCGGAUGGUGUCGAGGAGGAACAGUGUAAGAAGUUCUGGUCUGAAAGUGGGGAGCCUUUGUUCACCCACUCGACAAGACAUUUCCAAGGAACCCUGGAUGACAUAUUCUAUACAGAUGCUAUGAUUAAGAACUUUGAAGAAACUCUAGCUACUAAUAGGUUGGCUACGGAGAGUCUGAACACUAAAUUGGGUGAGGAAUACUCAAUUUCACCGAGGAGAAACCCUGUUGUUAGAAGGAGAGGUCAGCGUUCUCUGGGAAAACCAGAGCAUGAUGAGAAGGAUUCACCUCUAGUAGGGGCAACACAAACACCAGUAUCAACACUUCUGAAGAAAGCUUCAGAGAAUCUGAACUCACCCAGUAUAAUGAAUCUCUCAAAGCACCACAAAAAGGAUCCAAGAAAGAGGAUCCUCCCUCUCCUCAUCGCCCUCAUCAGCUCCAUCAUCACUACCAUUGAUGCGUCUCCAUCACCACCACCACCACCGCCACCGCCGCCGUCAUUCCCCAUCGACGCUCCUACCCUUCAGAUUGUCAUCUGCUUCUUCAUAUUCUAUUAUGUGACUGUGGCAGUCAUUGGCAUUGUUAGCCCUGCCAUUUUCAAAAAAUGGCAGGAUAUCCUCACAGCCGCUGAAAAUUGGUUUUAUACAACCGAUCACUUCCUCGUAGCCCCUUUUAGGCACAUUUUUAGGUGUAUGUAUAAGUCCUUGUAUGCGUUUAUGGCUUUCUUCAUUCUUAAGGUUUUGGUAGUGCCUAUUAUAGUGUUGAUUGUGACGGGUGAGAAGGAUUGA
Molecule: messenger RNA, 2151 nt
Organism: Fragaria vesca subsp. vesca
Lineage: Eukaryota; Viridiplantae; Streptophyta; Magnoliopsida; Rosales; Rosaceae
Exons: 16
Coding region: 1-2151 (716 amino acids)
Biological process (GO): nuclear-transcribed mRNA poly(A) tail shortening
Cellular component (GO): CCR4-NOT complex; nucleus; cytoplasm
Molecular function (GO): poly(A)-specific ribonuclease activity
Source: RefSeq, a predicted model, not a curated record